Molecule: messenger RNA, 1121 nt
Organism: Marmota flaviventris (yellow-bellied marmot)
Lineage: Eukaryota; Metazoa; Chordata; Mammalia; Rodentia; Sciuridae
Gene: Cenpp
Product: centromere protein P
Biological process (GO): CENP-A containing chromatin assembly
Cellular component (GO): chromosome, centromeric region; nucleus
Source: RefSeq, a predicted model, not a curated record
AUGGACGCCCAGCGCGCUGAGGUGCGCGCCUUGGAGGCGGAGAUUGCGGCGCUGCAGCAAGCGUGCAGCGAGCUGCCGGCGCCCUGGGAAGGGACGGCCAGAGACCGAAAAUCAUUUCAAGAAACAUACCAAUCAGAUACUAAGAAAUGUGAAUCUUCAAAAGAUCUAAAAAGUCAGCUUGGACAUUUAAAAUCAGAACUUUCAUUUCUAAGUACACUAACUGGCUUCAAUAUAAGAAAUUAUGCCAAGCAGACAGAGGACCUAACAACGACUGAGAUGACAGAAAAAGGUAUAAAGAAAGUUCUACAGAGACACAGAUUAUCAGGAAAUUACCACAUGGUUACAUUUCAACUUGAAUUUCAAAUUCUAGAAAUUCAGACUAAGGAGAAUUUAUCUUCUGUCAUUACUGAGCUCAACAUAAUAAUGGAACCCACAGAAUAUUUAGAAUUAAGUGAAUUUGUAUCUAGAGCUGAAGAAAAAAGAGAUUUAUUCAUGUUCUUCCGAAGCCUACAUUUUUUUGUGGAGUGGUACAAGUGUCGUAAGCGCACAUUUAAACAUUUCAAGGAGAAGUACCCCGACACUGUGCACCUCUCGGAGGGGUCCUGCUCCAGCUGCAUGGAGAUCCGCAGCGCCAGGAGGCCAGGGUUUGAAUUGGUGAUUGUUUGGAGAAUACAGAUAGAUGAAGAAGGGAAGGUUUCACCAAAGCUGGACCUGCUCACCAAAGUCCCUCAACGAGCUCUGGAGCUGGACAAGAACAGAGUCCUAGAAACCGCCCCUCAGAGCUUCCGAACCCUGCUAGAAGUGCUUGGAAUUGAAGCCGCUCUAGAAAGCCUGAUAAAAUUACUUUGUGCAGAGAAUGACUAGUUCCCACACAGGGAAGGAACAAGAUGGUGCACCGAAAAGCGUGCGACCUAUAUUGACUCUAAGUGUACUAUCUACCUUCCCCUCAGAAACCACACCCUUAGCUGGAUGCAUUUGACACCUGCCUACCAUCCCAGCUACUUGGGAGGCAGAAGGAUCAAGUUUGAGUCCAGCCUCAGCAAUGUAGACCCUGUCUCCAAAGAAUAAACCAAUGCUGGGCACGUCGCUCAGUGGUAAAACGAUUGCCUGGCAUGCAUGAA